This is a messenger RNA of Pseudophryne corroboree (corroboree frog), 3878 nucleotides long. RefSeq names its product ATPase cation transporting 13A2 (gene ATP13A2). Gene Ontology annotation, cellular component: membrane. Gene Ontology annotation, biological process: regulation of mitochondrion organization; intracellular calcium ion homeostasis; autophagosome-lysosome fusion. Gene Ontology annotation, molecular function: ATP binding; ATP hydrolysis activity; ATPase-coupled monoatomic cation transmembrane transporter activity. The record is from RefSeq and is a predicted model, not a curated record. NCBI's taxonomy places the organism in Eukaryota, Metazoa, Chordata, Amphibia, Anura, Myobatrachidae.
GUGCAGGGGGCAGUGUGUGUGUGUCUGUCAGUCAGUGUGCAGGGGGCAGUGUGUGUGUCUCUGUCAGUCAGUGUGCAGGGGGGAGGGCAGUGGGAGGAACUACAAGUCCCGGCAUCCUCCGCGGCUGCGCUGUGCCCGGGCAGUGGAGCAGGGAUGAGAGGCGGCUGCUGCUGCUGCUGCUGCCGGAGAUCGCACGAUGGAUACGGGUAGCAGCAAGCUGCUGAGGGGGCCACCCAGCAUCGACUACGGCUCCCUCCCCGUCUGGACACCCCCGCCCUGUAUGGAGUUCUGCGGGUACCGGAGAGUAAUAUGGCAGACGGUUAUCUGUUACGUCUUCUGCGCCCUCACCCUCGGCCUGCUGCUCAUCAUCUUCCACUGGAAGCCGCGGCUGUACCUGCUCGCCACGCACCGGCGCUGCCCCCUGGCUGUAGCGGAUAGGCUCGUCAUUAAGGACACGUUCGGACAGACGAGUAUUGUGGAGGUGCAGGUAGAACAUGGCGUGGAUCCCAGCCUGCAGAUCGAGGCCUCUGAGCGCCAGGGCACAGUGGUGGGUGGCAGCGUGGCUCUGGGUGUGGGGGAAGAGGAAGAGUUCAAAGACACCAUCCGGCUGCACUACAAGGAAGAGAAAAACGUACUGCGAUACUUUGUGUUUGAAGGGAUGCGCUACAUAUGGAGCGAUCGCUCAGCGGACUUCAUCAAGGUCAGUUCCCUGGCUGACGGAUUAGUCUGUGGUGAGAUUCAGAAAUACAAGUCCGGGCUGAGUCAGACAGACCACGAUAACAGGAAGUUAAUUUAUGGUCCGAAUGAGAUUGACGUCCCAGUGAAAUCCUACGGGCAGCUUCUAAUCGAGGAGGUCCUGAACCCGUUCUACAUGUUCCAGGUGUUCAGCGUCAUCCUGUGGCUGUGCGAUAAUUAUUACUACUAUGCGGUUUGCAUCAUUGUGAUCUCCAUUAUCUCUAUCGCCGUCUCGCUGUAUGAAACCAGGAAGCAAAGCGUGACCCUCCGCAACAUGGUGAAGAUGGUGGUGAGCCUCCGAGUGCGACGGGCUGGGGGAGAGGAGCUGAUAGUCAGUUCCCUGGACCUGGUCCCCGGUGAUUGCAUCCUCCUGCCACCAGAGGGCGUGUAUAUGCCGUGUGACGCCGCCCUGCUGUCCGGAGAGUGUAUAGUGAACGAGAGCAUGCUGACAGGGGAGAGUGUGCCUGAAAUGAAGACCCCAUUACCAGAUGGCCCCCAAGCAGCCGGCACGGUCUACUCCUCAGACACACAUCAGCGCCACACUCUGUUCUGUGGAACCCAAGUUAUCCAAGCGAAAAGCUACCUGGAGGAUGAGGUCAUUGCGGUAGUAGUGAGGACAGGUUUCUGCACAGCCAAAGGGAAUCUGAUCAGCUCAAUCCUGCACCCCAAACCAAUCCAGUUCAAGUUUUACCGCGAUGCCCUCAUGUUCGUGCUCGUCCUGGCUGUGUUCGCCAUCAUGGGGACCAUCUAUAGCAUUGUCAUUCAUAUCCUGCAUAGGGUUACUGUGUCUAGGAUCGUUAUUUUAGCCCUCGAUAUUAUAACGAUUAUUGUACCACCGGCUCUUCCGGCUGCCAUGACGGUUGGAACCAUCUACGCUCAAAACCGGCUGAAGAAACAUGGAAUCUUCUGCAUCAGUCCCCCGCGUAUAAACGUUAGCGGCAAGAUAAAGAUGGUCUGCUUCGAUAAGACAGGUACCCUAACGGAAGAAGGGCUGGAUGUGUGGGGGGUUGUGCCUUUGGAGAGCGCCAGCUUCCUUCCAAUCACCCAUGAUCCUCGUUCUCUGCCAGAUGGACACUUGCUUAACACACUCGCCGCCUGCCACUCCGUCACUCUGCUGAAUGGACAAUACAUCGGGGACCUCAUGGAUCUGAAGAUGGUGGAGUCUACAGGUUGGGUGCUGGAAGACGGAGAUGUGGAUCCGCAGGUGAGAGAAAGUUUUGGGACCAAAGUUUUGUUGGUGCUGAAGCCACCCAGUCUGGACGAGCAACCCUAUGGGCCGAAACAUAAGGUGAAUGUGGGGGUCCUGCAGAGGUUCCCCUUUUCCUCCAACCUACAGAGGAUGAGUGUCAUAGCCAAACUCCCUGGAGACUGCCCCUCGGAAAUCUACAUGAAGGGGGCUCCGGAGAUGGUCGCCAGUCUGUGCAAGACCGAGACGGUACCGCCUGACUUCUCCGCGAUGCUGCGUCAAUACACACAGGACGGGUUCCGGGUGCUGGGAUUUGCACAUAAAACGCUCCAUACGACCAAAACCUUUGAAGAGGCUCAGUCCAUCACCAGAGAGUCGGCGGAACGUGACCUGACUUUCCUAGGGUUCCUGGUGAUGAAGAACGUCCUGAAGCCAGAGACCGCGCCGGUCGUCUAUGCACUGAGAAAAGCCAACAUCCGGACAGUCAUGGUGACCGGAGAUAACAUGCUGACCGCGGUGAAUGUCGCCAAGAGCUGUCACCUGGUGGAACCCACGGAAAAACUUUACUUUGUGAACGUGUCUCCCCCCAACCACAAUAGCUCGGCCACCCUGAAAUUCAUCCCGUCCGAGCCGAUGGCAGGAGAUCAGAUCACAGAGUUACAGGGCCUGUACCAGCAGGGAGGAGCGUUCCUGGAUAGGGGUCCGUACUGUUUUGCAAUGAAUGGGAAAUCUUUUGCAGUGCUGUCUGAUUACUUCCCCGACCUGCUGCCCAAGAUUCUUAUCCACGCCACCGUAUUCGCCCGUAUGUCACCGGACCAGAAAACUCAGCUGGUGCGCUAUUUUCAGGAUCUGAAUUACUGUGUGGGGAUGUGCGGGGACGGAGCCAAUGACUGUGGAGCGUUAAAAGCCGCUGAUGUGGGGAUUUCUCUGUCCGACGCCGAAGCCUCAGUCGCCUCUCCGUUCACCUCCAAGCUGAGCAACAUCGAGUGUGUCCCCAUCGUCAUACGGGAAGGUCGCUGCUCUUUGGAGACUUCGUUUGAGGUGUUUAAGUACAUGGCGAUGUACAGCUUGACGCAGUUUAUAUCCGUGCUCAUCCUGUACACGGUGGGCACCAACCUGGGAGAUCUUCAGUUCCUCUUAUUUGACCUGGUAAUUACCACCACCGUGGCCAUUUUAAUGGGGAGAACCGGCCCAGCAAGCGAGCUGGGGUUAAGAAGCCCACUUGGUACAUUGAUCAGUAUGUCGGUUUUGGGGAGCCUUAUAAUCCAGACCAGCCUCAUCCUCCUGGUUCAGCUGAUGUCCUACUACCUCAUUACCUCGCAGCCGUGGUUUGUCCCGGUGAAUAUGACCAGCCCGGUGGUGACUCACUUGCCAAACUACGAGAACACGGCUUUGUUCGGUGUGUCCGGUCUCCAGUAUCUGAUCCUCGCGGUCGUCCUGUCUAAGGGAUAUCCCUUCCGGAAGCCGCUCUACACCAACAUUCUCUACAUGAUCGCCCUGAUCUUGCUGCUCGCCAUGAUGCUGUGGAUCAUCUUCUACCCGCUGGCGUUCAUGGUGACCCUCCUGGACCUGAAGCUCAUCAGCGACUUAGACUUCAAGUUUGUGUUGGUUGGAAUUGUCGCCGUGAACUUCAUAGCCGCCAUUAUCAUUGAGACCGCCCUGGACCACGGGUACUUAAACUGCCUGCGGAAGCUGAGGAAGAAGAGAGAAUCCAAGAAAGCGUACAAGAGACUGGAACGAUACCUCCAGGGGCAGAACUCGUGGCCCCCCAUAAAUCAGACUCUGUACCCCAGCCGGGUCAAGCCGUCCAGGUAGCAGGACACGCGAGCCCUUUCCGCCUAUGGGACUUGCUAUUGGGAUGUUACAGAAAACAUGGAAAAUGUUGCGUUUUAAACUGUUUUUGACCCCCAGGAAGAUAAAUAAAUGACACGGAAUACAAAGCCCUGAGAUAAACAUU